ACACCGGAAACUUAGUUGUCGUUAGCGGAAGCCAGAUCGUUAGCUUCAGGAAAUCGGUUGGGGGAAAAAAGGCUUUCCUUUCUGCUGUCGAACCUCCACAGCACCGAGUCAAACGCACAUUGGAGCAGCAACAGACUGUUACCAAUGGACCCUCGGACUACGAUAUUGCAUCUGCGGUGUGUCCGUGGAUAGUGCGCCCGGGUUCCUAGGUGCCGGGCCGGAACCAGAACUAGGCCCGGACGGACGGACAUAACCCGUGCUGCGUUUUGCGACACCGGCGGACUGGUGUGUGUGCGUGUUUGUGCAGGAACUGGCAUGUUGUUUCUAAGGAACGUUUAGAGUGUUUUGUCGGGACUUGCUGCCUGUAGCGAGACAGCGAGUCUUUGAGUGAGUCCCCGGCACUUGUGGUUUUAUCAGAUUUGGAUGUAACGUCUCGGGGCUUGAGCAUGGGACAGCGCGAGACGGAAUUUAGCAAAACGCGAGCUAGCGUCAAGGCGAGCUAACGCCAGAGUUAACGUCCAGGAACAUCAACUUUUACUCGUUAACGAGCGAGGCAACGAACGAAAAAGCAACGAGUAUAAGCGAUACUCCUGGGUUUCUGUGAAUGAAGAGGACCUAUUUUAUAUCGCUAAACAUUCGCCAGUUGGCUUUUUGAAGGGCCUGGUAGAUGUUUCUGGGGCGAGUAUAGCAGCGUAGCUAAGUCGUUAGCUGCUAAGUUAGCUUGCCGCACCAAUGAAAGAAUACAAAGUGGUCGUGCUGGGCAGCGGCGGUGUGGGCAAAUCCGCGCUGACCGUCCAGUUUGUCACCGGCACCUUCAUCGAGAAAUACGACCCGACCAUCGAGGACUUUUACCGAAAGGAGAUCGAGGUGGACUCCUCGCCCUCCGUGUUGGAAAUCCUCGACACGGCGGGGACGGAGCAGUUCGCCUCCAUGAGAGAUCUGUACAUAAAGAACGGACAGGGGUUCAUCUUGGUCUACAGCCUGGUCAACCAGCAGUCAUUCCAGGACAUCAGACCAAUGCGAGACCAAAUAGUUCGAGUGAAGCGGUUCGAGAAGGUGCCGUUGAUCCUGGUUGGGAACAAAGUCGACCUGGAAUCUGAGCGCGAGGUGGCCGGGUCAGAUGGACGAGCUCUGGCUCAGGAGUGGGGCUGCCCUUUCAUCGAAACUUCAGCAAAGAGCAAGACGAUGGUGGACGAGCUGUUUGCUGAGAUCGUCCGACAGAUGAAUUAUUCCACACUGCCAGAGAAGCAGGAACAGUGCUGCACAGCCUGUGUGGUACAGUGAGAAAGAGAUUCAUGAUUUGUCUGGAUCACCGCAAGGAUUUUGAUGAAACGUGGGACAAACUAAUCAAAACUUACCGCAGCAGGUAGAGUUCCUGUUCAGUCUGGUUUCUGACCCAGCAUCUGACAGGAAAGACGUCUGACCUAUUUUUGAUAUCAUAACUGUUAGAAGACGUUUCUGCUGCAACCUCAACGGCCUUUUCGAUGCUCCAGGAUUGAGUCAGACUGACGGACUUAUAAUGAGCGAGAACGGCCAUUGGUGAAUUUCAGUCUUUUGUUUUGUCUCAUUUUAGCCGGAUUGUAUACCGGAAAUAAUAAGCAGGAGUGUUUGAGGUCCCAGCUUCUUUUUAAAGCUGCUUUAAUCACUAUUAUAUACUUUUACUUGUAUUGUGUCUCAAGUUUGGAAUCAGACAGUAUUUCAUCAUAAUGAAACUUUUUAAUUUUAAGCAUGCACACUUUGACCAGUUUGCUGCUGGUUUUAUUUUGAGGAGGUGUCUAUUGAAAUUACUCAACCUGACACAAACAACAACAACCGCAGCAGCAGCAUAUGCAAUGAGUUUUUUUAGCUUUAGAAAAAUUAGAUGGGAUCUAGGUGUGGAUUAAACCUAUAAAAUCAAGAAUUUUCCCUUUUUAAAUUAUCAGUAACCUGAAGCAGCUAAACUCGUCUGAAAACGUGCAUGCUCAAAAUUGAAAUGUUUGACCAAGUCAACUUGAAGUGAUAAGAAAGAGCCAUAUUUUUGUUUUUAGCCUGAAUUCAUUCAAAGUCUCUAUACGGCAUGAAUCACGUGGACGCAGGUCUUCCAUUUUUCCCGAGGAGUUUGUGGGAGAUGAUUUUGGAACGCCCAAAGGAAGCUCACAGUGCAGAUUUGUGUUUUACUACAUGACGUUUUUGGCUUUAAAUUCUGGAGACGCCGAUUUCUUGUCAUCAAUGAACUCGCAGCAAUGUGGAUUGGUAAAGGUUCUGGCACAGUUAAUCAGAUUUAACUUUGUAAUUUUAUUUUUCUUAUAGUAACAUAUUUAUUAAAAACUAACGACAUGGGUAGCCAGUUUUAAACUUUUAAACUACUAGUUUUUGCUUUUUGUGUCUUUUCAGGAUAUCUGGUACAUUGUUUUGUUUCUGAAGCUGAGCAUUUAACAGAGCCUUAAAUAUUUUCUGUUGCACCCAGGUCUCCUGUUUUGUUUUUCUUUUUUUCUUCUCAAAGAUAUAAACAUCUGUCGUCAUUUGGUAAUAAACCUGCUGGUCUUUC
Messenger RNA from Pungitius pungitius (ninespine stickleback), 2527 nucleotides. It is a transcript of the gene rap2c, whose product is annotated as RAP2C, member of RAS oncogene family. NCBI's taxonomy places the organism in Eukaryota, Metazoa, Chordata, Actinopteri, Perciformes, Gasterosteidae. Gene Ontology annotation, biological process: Rap protein signal transduction; negative regulation of cell migration. The record is from RefSeq and is a predicted model, not a curated record. The transcript is spliced from 3 exons. The coding region runs from base 733 to 1284 and encodes 183 amino acids. Gene Ontology annotation, molecular function: GTP binding; GDP binding; GTPase activity. Gene Ontology annotation, cellular component: plasma membrane.